Somion occarium is the source of this 2738-nucleotide messenger RNA. The record is from the annotation of a GenBank genome assembly. Lineage: Eukaryota; Fungi; Basidiomycota; Agaricomycetes; Polyporales; Cerrenaceae.
ACUUCAAAGAGUUACCUCGCGGUUAUCUAUCUCAGAAGCAGGCAUCUGGUAUACUAUGUUUACACACCUUCCGCUUAUGACACGACGAUAGAUAUCAGGAGCCGCAUACGGUUCAAAAGAUGGGCUACAUCUGGAAACUGUGGCCCUUCAUCGCCGCAGACCUCAAAGUUUGUCAAGGGAGCGUUCUUAUAGCUUUAGUGGCUGACUCGCUUGCAGUUCCCCCGCGAACUUACCAUAAGAACGAUCCGUGCAGCUGCUCAUUUACGUGAUUGAAAUCGAUCUUACGUUGCCAACACUUCGAUUGGAUUCUCAGCGCUUAGACACUGCGCAAGGAAUGGGUCUCGACUUGAACCCUAUCACAAACUCCAGUCGACAGUGAAAACUAUCAUCGUUGUCCACCCCCGUUCUUCGGUUCAGGUUCAACAUUUUGGCAGGAACGGCGUUAGUAGCUGUAUAGAAAUGGAUACGCUUCACCCUGGAACCGUCACUUUAACACAAUGGUUAUCAAUCCUGAGCCUGCCACUUUGGUCACUGUCAUGGUGAUAACUAUGAUUUGUGGGGCCCUUUGCGACAUGGGAUAUCGCCUUCGACAGCCGCGCACCAAUGUCCUUUUGCGCUGCGAACUCUGCGACCUGAGCCGAACACUAAGUCCUGAUCUAUUUUCUGGAAACACAACAUCUUUAAUCAUAUUCGUAUCGCCCACCCAGGGCAUUGGAACACAAGUACCUCUCGCUUACAGCAUAUACCUCAAGGCUUCUUAGUUGGUUGUGGUGUCUCCCGGGUCCUGGCCUUGCAGUUUGGAGGCGUUGAAUCCAUGAAGUAAGACUUUGGAGGGCCCUGGAGUCAGCCUAUUGUCAAGCUCAAGGUUCGACAGAACGAGGGUGUCUUCUCAAAAUUCACGGCGUUCACAGCACGUACCCUCGUGGUCAUUCCAUGUCUCGUGUCUGGCUAUUCCAGUAUAAAGGGGCAGUCAAAGAGCCUCGAGCUCUCCGCAAUCCGCCCAACACCUCCAUCAGUUUCUCUGCAUCAUGUAUAUCUACAACGGCAAACUCAACUGGUAUGAAUACGCCAAAAACGAAUGUAUUACCUUUGUUUUUCCCGCAAGCUUUUCCCUGAAUGAUCCCGUUUGUGCCUACUGGCAAUGGACUGUGGAUGGCGCAGGCGUCAAGAAGAGCAAUUCGCUCCAGUUUGGCACCAUUACCAGCGUAACCACGACCUCUGAUCAGUACAACAUCGUUGUUUCCUUUGAGUACUACAGCUUCGAAGGAGUUGUUGCCUCCGACUUCCAGUCAGUGACGGUGACGAUGCGGAAUCCGCAGGGCGAGCGUAAUUCGGCGACCAAUCUCCAGAUUCAGUCUUCCGACGCCGUUCGAGUCCCCUCCACCGAAGUCUUCACUGGAAAGCUCAACUGGUGGAGCUAUGCACAGAAUGAGAUGAUUACUCUCGUCGUCCCCUCCGGCAUCACGAACGGAGCCCCAGUCGGUUUCUACCACGAAUGGACCGUGGACGGCGCUGGGCAUGCUAAAUCUAACCAUUCAGUGAACGCCACCCUUUCGUCUGUCUCCACCUCCGCGAAUGGGAACAUUACGGGCAGGUUUACUGAUGGGUACUAUACCUACCAGGCUACUUGGCUCAGUGGCGGCAAGGAAGCCACGGUUCGCAUGAGCAACCCCUCUGGGGACAACACGACGAACAACAUGAAACAUACGGAUUUUCGCUCAUUGGGCACCAAGAAGGCCUUGAUCGUGCGCUUCGGCACUGGGACUGACAACGGCAUAUUCCUCGUUCGGGAAAUGCUCAAUAAGCACCUGGGCUUCGCCAUCGACGACGUCGAACUGAUGUAUUUUGAUGUCGAGCCAAGCAACGGCCGUCCAGGCCAGACGAACAAUGGCCAGGACCCGCCGACUGCUACGCGAUUCAAGAACAAGUUCACGGAGCUAAUCUCAAAGGCGUCUCCAGGUGACGUGCGCUUUUUAUACGUCGACGCCCAUGGAACUACGUACCCCGACGAGGAUGGUUCUGGAGAAACAGACGGGAACGAUGAAGGGUGGAUCCUUGCGGAAAACGACCAAGGGACUGGGAAAGUGAUGGUUCUCGACGACUGGCUCGCAAAAGCAAUCCGUAAUAACCUGGCUAAGGUUGGAGUCAACCUGACUAUCCUCACGUCGUCUUGCAUGGGAGGUGGGAUGCUCGACACUCAUACCGCGACGCCAGGGGUCCUUCUUGCCGGGUGCCACGAGACCCAGUUCAACGUGAAAGCAUUGAGGACUUCCGCUGGCCUGGUGGAUCCAUGGGUGUUGGCUGUCACGACUGUCAUCAAGAAUCAGGUGAAGCGUAAGCGAGGGGUACCCAGCUAUUCUGCCUUGUUCAACGACGCGAAGAAAUUCAUAAAGCAGCAGCUAGAUGGUGGCAAUAUAAAUAGUAGGUACAAAGGUCCCAGUACAAACGAGCUGGCACCGAUUCCACGCGACCAAGAAUCGAACACGAGUAACCAGGAUCCUCAACUCAUUUUCUUCAGCGGAUAUUUUGAUCCCGAUGAGGAGAGAUUCCUGUUCCCGUUCGUAGCACCUCAUGGUGGCGAGGCGAAGGGUGAAGCAACCAGGUUCCCUAGGGAUGAGUAUCCCCAUGAUGAGCUGUAGAUUACUUCUGUAGGAUUCCAAUUGUUUGGAUACGCACUCGUCCGCCAUGUAUAUCGCCUAAAUUUCGAUUCCGAUAUUCAAAGUCAAUGCAAAGUCUUC